CUUCUGAGAUGGUUCGAGAAAGCAGAGUCCGUGUUUGCUAUUUGUAACUGCCCCGCUGGGGACAGGGUGAAAUAUGCUGCGGGUACUUUGGCGGAUGGUGCCCUAACGUGGUGGAAUGCCCAAGUGCAGUUGCUGGGCAUUGAGGCAGCAAAUGCCACAACUUGGGAUGAUUUUAAAGAGCUGAUCAGGGAAGAGUAUUGUCCUCGGGAUGAGAUCCAGAAGUUGGAAAACGAGUACUACGACUUGAAGAUGGUUGGAUCUGAAAUCGAAGCGUAUGUGAAGCGAUCGUAUGAAUUGGCCGACAUGUGCCCGAACUUGUCCCGGCCUAUGUCUCGGAGGAUUGAGCUAUUCGUCAAGGGGCUGCCUUCGCAUGUAAAGAGUUUGGUCACCGCAGCCCAUCUCAAUGACUUGACACAAAUUGUUCGUUUGACCCACAAGAUUGUGGAUCAAGAGGUGGAGAGUAACUCGUUACCACCGCGUGUUUCAGCCACUACUACUGCACCCACUGCCACUGCGUCCGCUAAUGAUAACAAGCGGAAGUGGGAUGACUAUGACAAAGCAUCUAGCGCGGGACAGACUCAGAAAAGGCCAGACAAUAGUAGCAACCGCAGUAGCAGCCAGUCGUUUCCUGUCAAUCAAGGCCAGGGAAGUAGCCAAAGUCAGGGUUCGUAUGCAGGGAAGAAGCCGCGAUGUAACAAGUGCGGCUAUCAUCACUUCGGGCAGUGUGGACGAACAUGUAACAGGUGUGGUAAAGCAGGCCACGAAGCCAAAGAUUGUAGAGCCCCGCAGCCCAGACAUCAGCAACAACAGAACCAGCUGAAUCAGAAUCAGGACAACAACAACCAAGGAAAUGGGAACAACAAUGGGGGUAACAACGACGACAAUGGUGCUAGGGGACGUGUCUUCGUGAUCGGUCAGGGUGAGUUCCUACCUGACGACUUUUGUGUUACUGUUUUAUUUUAUUCGGGUGCCGAUACUAGUUUCGUGUCUUUAAAAGUUAGUCAAAUGCUUAAUCGUACCCCAACACUUCUGAACACCGAGCACAUAGUAGAACUAGCAAACGGUAAAAGUCUAAAGGCCACACACAUAGUUUAGGGUUGCUAUCUUGUUCUUGUUGAUCAGACCUUUUCUAUCGACCUCACUCCUAUCGUUCUGCGGAAUUUCGGGACGAAAUUCCAAAUCAACGGGGGAAGGAUGUGACACCCCAGGAAAACCAGAAAACCACGCAACCCAGUUAGCUUCCUCUGUGACUACGUGCUAAAUUUCGGGACGAAAUUUCCUUCAAGUUGGGGAUGAUGUGACAACCCGAACCCUCAAGGUUAGUGUCGUCCAACCUCGUAACUUUCAAUUUGGUAUUAUUCCUAUUGCACUAUUGUUCAAUCGUAUCGCAAACAGGAAUCACUAUUCGUAUUUACAUGUUUGGACCUUAAUUUCUACUUUGGGCCGUACCUUCAUUCACACAUCGGCUAAUACGAGCUCAUAUGCACAUACCCGAACCUUAUACGAGCCACAUAUUCAUGGUUGGACUUGCCGAGCCCAAACAAGUCCUACUUUGGGCCGGCUAUUAAGUUCUACUCCUAAUCUAAUUAGAUGAGCAUAAUCAUUGAUCUUUUGGUGUGGGCUUAGGCCCAGUUGGGUCAACUAGUAGAUUCGCCUAGGUAAUGUUAUUUAAGUGCACGUAACCAGGAAUUUUACAUGUGCGUAACAAGGAAUCUUAUAACAAACCAAACCCUACAUCUUCUUGAAUGCGACGGACGUAGGAGACCCCCCCCCCCUGUUCGAGAUAACACCCUUUGGCAGUCAAGUUUCUGGUUAGUGUUUAAUAAUUGUUAACCUUUAUGAUUGUGUGUGUAUAUGCUGCCGACAUUUGUGAUGAUGUAAUUGAACCAUAAAAGGGUCCAAUAGAUAGAUAAGGUUUUGAUGAUAUUGGUUGUGAGAUAUGACUAAUCUGACAUACAUGUAUGAGACUAAUAAUUGUGUUGUUGAUAAAUAGGUGAUCACAUGGGUAUACUUGUAGGUUAGUGAACUAAUUGGUCAAAUAACAUGAAGGCAUGUAAGCCUUAGAUUCGGUCCAAUCAUAUGAUUGUGAAACACCUUGAAUGUGCAACCAAUUGGAUAAGGAACACUCAUGAUUGUCGGCCAUUGUUGAUUGUCUUCAUAUGAUAAUGAAUUAUGUAUGAUUAUACUAGUAUGUCGGCCAUCAUGUCACCUAACAAACAGAACAUAAUUUGGAACAAUUUAAUAAUGAAUAUGUGCAGACCUCAUUAAUUAGACAACAUCAGAAACCAUAUGAUAUAUUAUCUUUAAUUUGAUUUAUAAUUGUGAUAGGGUUUGUGCAUGUGACCGUUUUUGAGGUAUUGAUCAUCUAGUGGACCGAGCAAAGGUCCAAUAGGGGGCGGCUUGGGUAUUGUAAUAAUUAAUUGUGUAUAUUGAUUGUGCUGUAUGUCAUGCAUGGAUUUGGGAGGUGUAAUUGGGGUACAAGGGUUGAAAUAAUAAUAUAUAACUCGGACUGGGGUCUGGUACGGCAAUUGGCAAGGGAGAAAUAAUAACGUUAUGAUGGGCUGAUUUCUUUGGGAUGGACUUGAUGUACUGGGCUGGGUAGCAUUUAUGGGUUAAACAAUAUUAGGUGGGCAUCUUGUGGGCUCGAGUACAAGCUGUACAGAAUGAUUUUACACAGUGUGGGUUGGGCCGUAUAGUGGGUCAGGAAUAGUGUGCGACGCACUGUUGGGCCGAGCGGGCAUUAGAUCGCACGUUUGAGACUUAGUCGUAUACUCUUAUUAUUAGGCCUCGAGUCAACUGGACCGCACACUUAGAUUAGGAAUAAUAUGAACUGUUAGGUGUCUAUUUGAAAUAUGGAUUUGUAAAGUAAACUUUUAUGGGGCACGAAUACUUGCUAUGUGUUAUACUAUGAAUUCUUGUAACUUGAUUGAGCUACUCGAUACUGUGUACUAUUGAUCAACUGUUUGAAUAAUCAUUGUUCUUGCUUGAAUUGUUGCUUAACUGUUAUACGUGCCAUACGUGACAACCAUUGAUGGGAUCUAUGUGUAAACAAAUUGUAAAACUGAUCAUUACCAAACACUCUCCUAGGUCGCGAGUAUUGAAUAAAUUAACAAGUGAAAUAUUCUGCCGAGCAAAUCAAGGUAAUUAUUGAAGGAACUUGGGAGCUUGCCGUCUGAUGCUGCUGGAGUGGUUGUGGUCA
This is a messenger RNA of Helianthus annuus (common sunflower), 3199 nucleotides long. RefSeq lists its product as uncharacterized. The transcript has 2 exons. Bases 250 to 1095 code for a protein of 281 amino acids. Gene Ontology annotation, molecular function: nucleic acid binding; zinc ion binding. The record is from RefSeq and is a predicted model, not a curated record. Lineage: Eukaryota; Viridiplantae; Streptophyta; Magnoliopsida; Asterales; Asteraceae.